CAUUGGAAAGACUGGGGUUUGCGUGGGCUUCAAGAUUUGGAAACCUUCUCUGAUAAGUCGGCGAUUGCGACUGUCACCACCGUUGAUUUCUCACUCGGCCGUUGCUUUCUCACUCACUAUCUCUGGUAAAUUUCUCGAUUUUUCUUUGAUUGUUGAUCACUGAUCAGUUUUAUUCGCUUGGCUUGUUUUGGUUUGUUGCGGAUAUUGCGAAUUUCUCUGAUUUGGAAACCUUCUCUCUGAUUUCUCGGCGAUUGCGACUGUCGCCACCGCCGCGUCUCCCUCCGCCUUUGCUUUUUCACUCAGGUCUGUUUUGGUUGUGCCAAAUCUGAAAUCAUGCCGCAGCGAAGAAGUUUGAAUAUGUGCCACCCUGACGGUACCCCAUGGGUAGCAAACUUGAUCAUCGGAGACACUAUCACAAACUUACAAAAUUUGGCUGAUGAACACCCAGAUGUUGGACAUGCGCUUCGAGCCUCGCGGGUGAACUUUUUGACGGAAUCUGUCACUUGACUUCUCUUUGUCAAAGCCUCACAAGGUCAUUUACCCAUUUCUCCAACAACACCGGGGAUAAACCAAGAGGGCCUCUUCUUCGUAGUUUCUCAUGCAUAAUCAGAUGGAACACAUUACGAGAUUCUGAAUAAAGGUCGUUACACACAAUCAGGACGUCCUUUUGGUGAAUUCAAUUUCACAGAGGCGAACCUUAAGGAUAAACGGAGUAAGUUGUUGUACACCCGCAGAAACAUACGGCUCCGACAUCAAUUCAACAUACUCGCUUGUAUCCACUAUCUUAGAGUACAUGAAAAUCCACAUGCAAAGGUUAUUGCGGAGAAGAGGAAUCAUCUUGAAGCUGAUUCUCACGAGGAGUAUGCUGCAUUGGAGUAUGAUUCAGACGAGAAUCUGGUUACAAAAAGAGGGACCCGUGAUAACAGUUCAUCACUUAAUGAUUCUGAUUCAUGCGUGGAGGCUAAUUCAGACGAAACUUCACUUAGCCAGGAGAACAGUUCACUGAAGAAGGAUUCUGAUUCAUACGAGGAACCCGCCCCUGCAGCGACGAAACCUGCAGUUGUCAAGAAAGAUAGUUCAUCUGAGGAUGAACCUUCUUCAGCCGAGGAACCUGCCCCUGCAAAGAAGCAAAAGCAACCUGCAGUUUUUAACAAAGACAGCUCAUCCGAGGAUGAAUCUUCUUCAGAUGAGGAAACUGCCCCUAUGAAGAAGGUACCAUCAGUUCCUAAAAAGGCCGAGGCAGACAGCAGUUCAUCUGAUGAUGGAUCUUCAUCUGACGAGGUUGAAGCCGCACCACCUGCUUUAAUGACAAAGCCACUCAAGAAAGGUAAGAGAGAUGCGGAAAAGGAUUUGGACAUCCAAGUUUCGAAGAAGCAGAAGAAAUACUUGAUUGCUACUGUUCAUAAGGAGAAAGCUGCGAAGAAGAUACCAAAGAAGGUAGAAACUUGCAGUUCUAACUCAUCUGAUUCUGAGGAAGAGCAGAAGACUAAGAAGACUACUAAGAAAGUCACUGCGAAGGAACCUCCAUCUAAGCUGAAGGAUGAAUCUUCUUCCGAAGAGGAUGAUGAUUCUUCUUCGGAUGAGGAACCUGCCCCUGCGAAGAAGCAACCUGAAGCUCUUAAGAAAGACAAGGUAGAGAGCAGCUCAUCGGACGAUGAUUCUUCUUCAGACAAGGAAACCGCCCCUGUGAAGAAGCAAACAUCAAAAGCUCUUAAGAAUUCAAAGGUCGAGAGCAGCUCAUCAGAGGAUGAUUCUUCUUCAGACGAGGAACCUGCCCCUGCAAAGAAGCAACCUGUUAAGAAAGACAGCUCAUCCGAGGAUGAUUCUUCUUCAGAUGAGGAAACUGCCCCUGUGAAGAAGGUAUUACCGUCAGUUACUAAGAAGGCCAAGGCAGACAGCAGUUCAUCUGAUGAUGGAUCUUCAUCUGACGAGGAACCUGCCCCUGCAAAGAAGCAACCAGCAGGUGUUGAAAAACCCAAGGCAGAAAGCGGAUCAUCUGAGGACGAAACAUCUUCAGACGAGGAAUCUGCCCCUGUGAAGAAGCAACCAGAACCUCUUAAGAAAGACAAGGCAGAGAGCAGCUCAUCAGAGGUUGAUUCUUCUUCAGACGGGGAACCUGCCCCUGCAAAGAAGCAACCUGUUAAGAAAGUCAGCUCAUCCGAGGAUGAAUCUUCUUCAGAUGAGGAAACUGCCCCAGUUAAGAAUGUCAUGGCAAACAGUAGUUCAUCUGAUGAUGGAUCUUCAUCUGACGAAGAACCCUCCCCUGCAAAGAAGCAACCAACAGUUGUUGAAAAGCCCAAGGCAGAAAGCGGCUCCUCUGAGAACGAAUCUUCUUCAGACGAGGAAUCUUCCCCUGUGAAGCUGCAACCUGCAGUCCUUAAGAAUGCCAAAGCAGUGAGCAGUUCAUCAGAAAAAGAAUCUUCUUCGGACAAGGAACCCACAUCUACCAAGAAGCAGCCAACAGUUGUCAAGAAUGUCAAACCAGCUGCAAAAGACUCAUCAUCCUCAGAGGAACAUUCUGACGAUAAGGAAAGCAAUGAUGAAAAACCUCCUACGAAGAAGGCUAAAGUUUCAUCAACAAAAACUUCUAAACAAGAAAGCUCUAGUGAGGAAUCUGAUGAGGAGGAGAGUAAAGAUGAAAAAGUGACCCGAAAGAAAAAGGAUUCUGAUAUUGAAAUGGUGAAUGCAGAGCAGAAAUCAAAUGCAAAACAGCCAAAGAAGCAAGGAGGAUCAAAGACGCUUUUUGCUUAUAAUCUUUCCUUCAGAAUUAAUAGAUCUGACAUAGAGGAUUUCUUCAAAGAAGCUGGUGAAGUUGUCGAUGUUAGAAUUGCUUCACGUGAAGAUGGUACUUUAAAGGGAUUUGGGCAUGUUGAAUUUGCUUCUGCAGAUGCAGCUCAUAAGGCAUUGCAACUGAACGGUAAAUCAUUACUAGGCCGUAUAGUUUAUCUUGAUCUUGCUUGCGAGAGGGUUGUAUACAAUACUCCACGAAGAAGCAAUGCUGGUGACAACUACCAGAGUGGCGGCAUAAGAGGAGGAAUCCGGGGUCAAAGGAUUUUUGUUAAAGGAUUUUAUUCUUCUCUUGACGAAACUGAAAUCAGGCGUGCCUUGAGAACUCAUUUUAGUACUUGUGGAGAAGUGGCAUGGAUUUCUAUUCCAACAGAUCGUGAGACUGGUGCUAUCAAGGGGAUUGCUUUCAUAGAUUUGAAGGAUGGAUUUACAAAGGCGUUGCAACUGAAUGGAAGUGAAAUUAGAGGAUGGAAAAUUGUGGUGCAAGAGGCUAGACCGAGAGGAGAGACUGGUGAUGGUAGUGAUGGUCGUUUCUCAGCAAACCAUGUUUGAUUGCAUGCAUCAGCCCAAGGGAAGAAGGCCGUCUUUAUUGGUGAUGAGUAGAAAGUCUUCUGUUGAAGAGGGCUCUUGUUUUUCUUCUAUCCCUUGUAGCUUUUCUGGCCUAGAUUUUUUUUUUGUUUUCUGUUAGUUGAGAGUUAACUCUUCCUUAAGAGAGCCAAGAUUUAUGUUGGUUAACUUGGCUAAGAGUGCUCUUCUGCUGAAAAUUUGAAGAAAUCCCUUAUAUUCAAUAGUGGUUCAUUACUGCCAGCCCUGGUCUUUGUAUGUAGACUCUCUUUGAACUUUGAAUGAUUAGUAACAACAUUUAGUUGCUGCUAUUCGUA
Molecule: messenger RNA, 3668 nt
Organism: Camelina sativa (false flax)
Lineage: Eukaryota; Viridiplantae; Streptophyta; Magnoliopsida; Brassicales; Brassicaceae
Source: RefSeq, a predicted model, not a curated record